UCCAGGGUUUUCCUGCUGCUAAGGUGAGUUGAACCAUCAGUGUCAGUGGACUCUCAGGUUUAGUAUCACUGAUCAUCAUUGAUCAUUGACUCUGGUCUCUGUGUUGAACUGAUCAGGUUUCUUUUUUCUCUCCUUCUUCUCCAGAUGCCCCGCGCCAGGGGACACCGACGUGCCCAGGCCCUGAGACGCAGGACGGCGCAGUCCCAGGACUGGAGUCCUGCACCUGCCGUCCCGGAGUUCGUGGCCCGGCGUGGCACGGGCUUUCGGCACCGCGUGCGGAGAUGGCCAACUUCCAACCUGACCGGGAAGCCCUGCAAGUUGGUCACUCCUGCCUGGGAUGGACAGAAGAAGAUGGUGUUCGUCGUUGGAGCCUCGCACCUGAGGGCCAUCGUGGACGGGUAUGUAGCCGUGCCCGAGGGAGAUCUGCGUUUCUCUUUUCUUUCUGUUCCAGGUGCAGUGGGCUCCCAGCUGAGGAUGGAGCUCCUGCAUGCUGACCUGCCCUGGACCCCGGACGCCGUGUGCGUGUGCGCCCCCAGCAACGACCUUGUGUCCCGGACUGUGGACAAGGCGGCCCUCGACUUCUGUGCUCUCCUGACAACGGCCUGCAGCUCCUGCCCCAAGGUGUUCGUGCUGGACUUCCCUCCACGCCUGAACAUCGAGCCGGGCCUUCAGGAGCUGCUGCGUCAGGAAUACCGCCGUGUCGCAGCACGCAUGGGUGUCCCGUACGUGCCUGUGGCAGAGCACUUCCCCCUGCAUCGGUUGCAGCUGUGGUGCCCCGACUCGGUUCACCUCAGCGACUCCGAUGGCAUGACGGUUCUGGUUCAGCUGCUGUGGGACGCCGCUUCCCAGCAGCUGGCGCCUCCUCCGCCCCGGCCACCGGCGCCUCCCCGGGCGCCGCCGCGUGCCGGGGCCGCUCCCAGGCUGGUGGUGACUGGACACGCCCCUGUGCCCCGUCACUGCGACCCCUGGGAGUGGAGCGUGGUUGGACAGGGAGGCAAGGCUGCACUCCCGGUGCGACCCUCUGCCAUCCCAUCCAACCCGGUGUGGUUCAGCGGGGCCAUGUUGGACGCCAUGGAGAAGGUGUCCCCUUCUUCUGGCUCUGAUGGCGGCCCCGCUGUCCCGCCAGCUGGCCAGACCUCCCGUGUGGUGCGUCGGCCAGCAGGUGUUGCCAGGAGGCGCAGAGGAGGAAAGCGGCAGGUGCUGGCAACACCGUCACCUGCCCCUGAGCCCAUCCCUGCCUCCCGCCCCAGCCCACCAGUCCCCCCGGCGGAGGCAGCAACCCAGGAGGUGGUGGAGGUGUUGCCCCCGACCGCAGGCCCGGUUCCAGCGGCGGUCGGGGAGGAGGGUCCUGCUGCGUGCCCUGCCCUGCCGACGGAGCGACGCCUCUUCCCCGCAGCUAAGUGUCCCGUUCCCGAGCGUUCCCGGUCAGGCCAGUCAGGUGUUGGUGUGAGCGCAGCGAGGCCAGCAGCAGUGGUUGACGUCAGGACGGGGAUCAGGCUCCAGAAGGUUGUGCAGGGAUCCUUCCACCAGGGCAACCAGAGGUUUAGCAACGCAGGGAAGCAGUGCAUGUCUAUAGCUGCAUUCAGCUUAGCCAGACACACAUUGAACAGUGUGUUCUCGUGGGGGAGGCAGGACCUUGACGAUGUCUUGGUUUGUGGUGAUGCACUGUACACCACGGCGAUGAGCCGCGAUGGCUUCCAGCCGAGCUCAGAGUUCCUGUGCGUGACUGAACUGCCAAAGCAGAUCCAGGUGGAUGAGCAGGUGCUGGAGUUUACUCCUGGCUCCACUGUGAUGGGUGACCUGCAUGUGUCUGAAGGUCAGCUCAUCGAUGCCGGUGUGUUCUACACACUGAGGAACGGCCUGCACACCAUCUUCAGUCAGUACAGCAUGUGUAUGCUGACAUUAGGCAGCAACACGACCGCCGUCAUCAGUGAGAAUGGACGGUUUGCUGUGGUGGACAGCCAUUCACGUAGUCGUGUUGGCUUGUUGCACCACAGCGGCAGCAGCGUGCUUCUGCAGUUUGCGUGUCUGGACGACCUGCACCACUACAUCCAACGGUUGGCCGACAGCCUGAUUUCAGGCCAGCAGCUGUUUGAGCUGUGUGGCAUUACUGUGGGUGGGGGUGCAGGUCCAGCGCCGUCUGGUGUUCCUCUGGAGAGUCACGUCUCUGAGACGAGUUCUGCUCCAGCACCAGAGUCCCCUGAGGACACUGAGAGCAGAACACCGGCUGAGGCUCCUGCAGGCUCUUGUGUGUCUGAGAGUGGUGCUGGUGUUGCUGCCAGUCCGGCGCUGUCUCGUACUUCUGUGGAGAGUCCUGUGUGUGAGAGAAGUGUUGUCGUGCCGGUGGAGGGAUCACAGAUUGUCGGAGCCAAGUCUGCUGUGUUUCCGAGGGCAGAGCCCGUUAAGUCAGGUGUUUUGAGUGUAGCUGGUCCAGCAGCAGUGGUUGAUGUGAGGACAGGGAUCAGGCUGCUGAAGGUUGUCCAGGGAUCCUUCCAUCAGGGCAGCUCCAGGUUUAGCAAUGGGGGGGUGCAGUGCAUGGCGAUAGCUGCUUUCAGCUUAGCCAGACACACUUUGAACAGUGUGUUCUCGUGGGGGAGGCAGGAGCUUGAUGAUGUCUUGGUCUUGGGUGAUGCUUUCUUCACCUGGGUGAUGGGCCGCCCUGGCUUCAGGCCUUGGUCGUCUUUUCUGUCCGUGACUGAACUGCCAAAGCAGAUCCAGGUGGAUGAGCAGGUGCUGGAGUUCAGUCAUGGCACCACUGUGAUGGGUGACCUGCAUGUGUCUGAAGGUCACCUCAUCGAUGCCGGUGUCUUCUACACCCUGAGGGACGGCCUGCUCACCAUCUUCAGUCAGUACAGCAUGUGUCUCCUGACCAUGUGUGCCAACACGACCGCCAUCAUCAGUGAGAAUGGAUGGUUUGCUGUGGUGGACAGCCAUCCACGUAGUCGUGUUGGCUUGUUGCACCACAGCGGCAGCAGCGUGCUUCUGCAGUUUGCGUGUCUGGACGACCUGCACCACUACAUCCGUCGGCUGGCCGACAGCCUCAGUUCAGGCCAGCAGCUCUUUGAGCUGUGUGGCAUUACUGUGGGUGGGGGUGCAGGUCCAGCGCCGUCUGGUGUUCCUCUGGAGAGUCACGUCGCUGAGACGAGUUCUGCUCCAGCACCAGAGUCCCCUGAGGACACUGAGAGCAGAACACCGGCUGAGGCUCCUGCAGGCUCUUGUGUGUCUGAGAGUGGUGCUGGUGUUGCUGCCAGUCCGGCGCUGUCUGGUGUUUCUGUGGAGACUCACGUCACUGAGAUGAGUUCUGCUCCACCACCAGAGUCCCCUGAGGUCACUGAGUGCAGGACUGUGGUUCAGGCUCCUGUAGACACUGGUGUCUCUGAGAGUGGUGUUGUGGUUGUUGCCAGUCCAGCACUGUCUGGAGUUUCUCUUCAGACUCUUGCCAGUGAGGUGAGCAGUGGUUCAACUGCAGAAGCAGUCAUUACUGAGGGCAGGAAGCGUAAGAUUUGUUCUGACACUCGUUUGUCAAAGAGGUCAAAGCGCUGCAGUGCUGCUGAGCUUGAUGCUGAUGUGGAGUUUGUUGCUGCUGUGAGGAACGAGGAGCUGGUCUUCCGUCCUCUUGAUGCUGAUGUUUGUAGGGCUUUGUGUAGCAGGUUGUGUGUUGACUGUGAGCGGGUCAGUGCUUCUGCGUCCAGCCAGGUUGGUUUGCUGGGUGUUCCUUGCAGGAAGGAGAGGGUAGUGGCCGAUGGGAACUGCUUCUUCAGAGCCAUCUCUCAGGCUGUGAGUGGCUCUCAGAAGCACCAUCGUAAGAUCAGACUGGCUGUCUGUAAGCAGCUGGAGAAAGAGGCAGCUCAGUACCAGGGCUUGUUGAGGACUGAGUUCUCCUCUGUCUCCCAGUACAUUCAGCAGUCUAGGAUGAGGUUCGUGGGGAGUUGGGCCACAGAAGUGGAAAUCCAGGUUACGGCUGACUGGUUAGGUGUUGGUGUGUGUACUUUCACCAAUGGACGCUGGUUGAAGUACAGUUGUAGCAGGAAGCAGUUGUCGCCUCAAUGUAUUCAUUUGGAGAAUAUUGGUGGGACUCAUUUUGAGAAUGUUGUCUGUGUUUGUGAGCCUGGACUGCAGAGCUGUUAUGGUUAUUGUAAAGUGAGUCAGGCGACCGGCUACAGCACCAGGUUGAGGAUGACGGAGGCUCCAGUUGUGGAUGCCGGUAGAUCGGUCGUUGAAUGUGAGGUGGAUGAUGGAAUUAUUGCUUGUGGUGAGGCUGUAGAUUGUGUUCGUCAGAGUACACCUGGUGUGUGGCAGUUAAAGUCGAAGUAUCUGAAGGAUAAAAAAUGGAGACAGGAGAAAAUGAAUGUGUUGCUCAGGCAGAAACGUAGAGAAACUUUCAGGAAGGCAUAUCAUAAAAGUAAAAUCUUCAAGGACAAGGAAAUGUCUCGGAGUGUCAAAAAAUAUUCUUACAACAUUUUGCAUAGGGAGAGAGUUAAAAGAAUGAGUAUCCAUAAAUAUAGAGACAUUGCUGACCAUAGAGAGCGGGUGAAAGGGAGUAGUGUCACUAAAUAUAGGAAAAACGUGCAACACAGGGAGAAGGUUAAGCAGAGUAAGUAGUGUGACUAAAUAUAGGACAGACCUGCAACAUAGGGAGAAGGUUAAGCAGAGUAAGGUGACUAAAUAUAGGACAGACCUGC
Salarias fasciatus (jewelled blenny) is the source of this 4682-nucleotide messenger RNA. RefSeq lists its product as uncharacterized. The record is from RefSeq and is a predicted model, not a curated record. The transcript has 11 exons. NCBI's taxonomy places the organism in Eukaryota, Metazoa, Chordata, Actinopteri, Blenniiformes, Blenniidae. The coding region runs from base 145 to 4602 and encodes 1485 amino acids.